Messenger RNA from Cantharellus anzutake, 399 nucleotides. RefSeq lists its product as uncharacterized. NCBI's taxonomy places the organism in Eukaryota, Fungi, Basidiomycota, Agaricomycetes, Cantharellales, Hydnaceae. Bases 1 to 399 code for a protein of 132 amino acids. The record is from RefSeq and is a predicted model, not a curated record. The transcript has 2 exons.
AUGGUCUAUUUGGGAGCAGACAGGGGACACCGAAAAACCAGCCCAUGGAAAUCAAAAGCAGAAUGGGACUUAGUUCAAUGGCUCUGCAAGUGCGAGCUGUCUCAAGCUGAAAUAAACAAAUUUCUCCGGUUGGAAUUUAUUCACCACCUUGAUCUGUCCUUCUCCUCAGCAAGGGAGAUGUACACGAUAAUCCGAGUGUCGCUACCUCAGGGGCCACCUUUCCAGCAUGCAUUGGUUGUGCUAAAGGAUGCCCCAGAUGAGCAGCAUGAGCUCUAUUUCCGCGACAUCAUUGCAUGCUCAGCAUUUCUGUUCAGUAAUCCUGACUAUAAGGAGGUUAUUGAUUAUGAGCCAGAGGAGAUUUUUGUGACUGACAGAAAUGGGACACCCACAAGAAAUUGA